UUCCUCCUCUCCAGAUUAUUUUAAACUCAGAGCCUCUGAGAAAACCAAAGCUUAAACUCUGAUUCGCAGAGAGCGAAUCCAAAAGAGAAACGCGAAGAACAGAAACAGCUCUGAUGAUGUUUUCUCCACAAAGCUUUUAACUUUGUGUGAUUAUUUAUCUCUCUCUCUUUACAUCCAAUCCCCCAGAGAUGGAUUCAUGACCAGAUCGAGAUCGAGAUGGAAUCUGGGAAAUCUGGGAUCUCGAAAGCUGGAAACUUUCCUUAUCCUCGAUGACUGAUUUGAUUAGGUUAAUUUGGUUUUGAAUCUACAAUCUGAAAUCCAAUUGGGUUUUGCGAAUUAGAUUCGAAAGUCCAAGACUUCAAAAGUCCCAAAGGUUGUAGCUUUUUCGAAAGACAUGUUGGAGAAUCGAUCACCAGAUUCUUGUUUGAGUUCAAGGCUCUUCUCAGAGGAGGAGGAAGAAGAUGAUGAUAAGCUCACCAAUGGCAAACGAGCUUUGGAGGAGGUUGUUGUUGGUGGUGGUGAAAUGAUCAGACCCACCAAGUCACUUAAACUAAUGGGUUUCAGUAUUACUUAUGACAACGGUGGUGAUUCAUCUGAUUCACAUUCUCUUUUCAACGAGAUUGGUAGAGACACCUCUAUAGACUGUCUCCUCAGAUGCUCCAGGUCUGACUACGCCUCCAUCGCUUCCUUGAAUAGGAACUUCCGCUCUCUGGUGAAGAGCGGAGACAUCUAUAAGCUAAGGAAGCAAAGCGGGUUCGUGGAGCAUUGGGUUUACUUCUCGUGCCAGCUCUUGGAAUGGGUCGCGUUCGAUCCGUUGGAGAGGAAGUGGAUGCAGCUGCCGACGAUGCCUUCUAGCGUCACCUUCAUGUGUGCGGACAAGGAGUCUCUAGCCGUCGGCACUGACCUCCUCGUCUUGGGGAAAGAAGGUUUCUCUUCUCACGUUGUGUAUAGAUACAGCCUUCUCACUAACUCUUGGUCUUCCGGUAUGGAGAUGAACGCUCCGAGGUGUUUGUUUGGAUCAGCGAGUCUAGGAGAGGUUGCUAUAUUCGCCGGUGGGUGUGACUCUCAGGGGAAGAUUCUUGACUUCGCUGAGAUGUACAACUCUGAGCUUCAGAGUUGGGUGACGCUUCCGAGGAUGAACCAGCCGAGGAAGAUGUGUUCAGGUGUUUUCAUGGACGGGAAGUUCUAUGUUAUUGGUGGGAUAGGCGGUGGUGCUGAGUCCAAGGCCUUGGCAUGCGGGGAAGAGUAUGAUUUAGAGACUAAGGAAUGGACUCCAGUCCCUGACUUGUCGCCUCCGAGAAGCCGUGCUGAGCAAGCUGCAGCCGAAGCGCCGCCUCUUGUCGCGGUUGUGGAUAAUCAGCUGUAUGCUGCUGAUCACGCGGAUAUGGAGGUGAGGAAGUAUGAUAAGGAGAAGAAGAAGUGGUUGACUAUUGGAAGGUUGCCUGAGAGAGCUGGCUCGGUUAACGGAUGGGGGCUUGCUUUUAGAGCUUGUGGGGAGAGGUUGAUUGUUAUAGGUGGACCAAAGCACUCGGGAGGGGGGUUUAUAGAGCUGAAUUCUUGGGUGCCGAGCCGCGGUGGUCCACCGGAGUGGACAUUGCUUGAUAGGAAACAUUCUCCUAACUUUGUGUACAAUUGUGCGGUGAUGGGUUGCUGAAGCAGCAACACUCACAUUUGAUCAUUGUUGAUGGGGUCAAAAAGACCCCAUUGAAGGUUUCAAGCUCCAACCUUUUCAUCUUCGUAUUUGUUUUUCUUACAAAAAAAUUCAAUUUGAAAUACAAUCAUCUCUGUAUUGUUAGAGACCAGAAAGGGUCCCAAAAAGAAAACUGAAACAGGUUAUAUAAUAAGUUGGUUAAAAGUUGAAGCUGUUUUUUUAGAGUUUGCCAGAUUUGGUUAACAUUGUUGUAUGUGUUUUUAAAUGUGUUUAUUUACUAAUAAUCUACCUUUUGAAAGUU
Raphanus sativus (radish) is the source of this 1952-nucleotide messenger RNA. RefSeq names its product F-box/kelch-repeat protein SKIP11. Gene Ontology annotation, molecular function: protein binding. NCBI's taxonomy places the organism in Eukaryota, Viridiplantae, Streptophyta, Magnoliopsida, Brassicales, Brassicaceae. The transcript is spliced from 2 exons. Gene Ontology annotation, cellular component: nucleus. The record is from RefSeq and is a predicted model, not a curated record. Bases 395 to 1654 code for a protein of 419 amino acids.